AUGUAAUGUAUCCUUCACAAGGAAACAAAAUUAAAACAUUUAGAAAUUAUGGCUAGAUUUAAAGGCUUGAUGGUGUCUCUUCCAUUUGGAUUUUUGUUGUUCAUAUGUUCUACUUUCAUCAUAGUACCUGGUGUUAUUGGAUGGAGCAAAGAGGGUCAUGAGAUGACAUGUCUAAUUGCACAGGCACUUUUAAAGCCUGAGGCAUCAGAAGCAGUGAAACAUUUGUUACCUCCCAAUGUGAAUGGUAACUUAUCAGCCUUAUGUGUAUGGCCUGACCAAAUUAGGCACUGGUACAAAUAUAGAUGGACUAGUCCACUUCAUUUCAUUGAUACACCAGAUGAUAAAUGUGGUUUUCAAUAUUCAAGGGACUGCCAUGAGGAUCAGUGUGUUGCAGGAGCUAUAAAAAAUUUCACUUCUCAACUUUCACAUUACAAAGAGGGAACAUCUGAUCGUAGAUAUAAUAUGACUGAGGCAUUGUUAUUCUUGGCACACUUCACAGGAGAUAUUCACCAGCCGAUGCAUGUUGGAUUCACCUCGGACAAAGGUGGAAACACGAUAGAUUUACGUUGGUAUAGGCACAAAUCUAAUCUACAUCAUGUGUGGGACAGAGAAAUUAUUCUCACAGCAUUAGCAGAUUACUAUGACAAAGAUGUGACACUCCUCCUCCAAGACAUUGAGAAAAAUUAUACCAAUGGAAUCUGGUCAGAUGAUGUUGUUUCUUGGGAACAUUGCAAUGAUAUCUCUCGUUGUGUGAAUAAUUGGGCUAAAGAGAGCAUACAAAUAGCUUGCAAAUGGGGUUAUGAAGGAGUUAAAUCUGGAACGACUCUUGCAGAGGAUUACUUCGACUCAAGGAUGCCAUAUGUCAUGAAACGAAUUGCUCAAGGUGGAAUUCGAUUAGCUAUGAUAUUGAACCAAGUGUUUGGAGACUCUGAAGAAGGAUUUGUAGCUGCAACAUAAACAAACUCAGCAACACAUUGAUUAGAAAAUUAGUUGUUCGAAUUUGUUAAUCCCCAUUGAUCAUAGGGUCUAACUCAAUUUCUUCUUGAUUAAUUUUUUGUUGCAACAAAUUGUUAGUAAUUUAUCACAUUAUUGAGCUUGAAAGGACAUGCAAAAACCAAACUCGACAUAUGUAUAAAUAGUAUGUUAUAUUAUA
Messenger RNA from Trifolium pratense (red clover), 1153 nucleotides. RefSeq names its product endonuclease 1. Gene Ontology annotation, molecular function: nucleic acid binding; endonuclease activity. The coding region runs from base 49 to 957 and encodes 302 amino acids. The record is from RefSeq and is a predicted model, not a curated record. The transcript has 9 exons. NCBI's taxonomy places the organism in Eukaryota, Viridiplantae, Streptophyta, Magnoliopsida, Fabales, Fabaceae. Gene Ontology annotation, biological process: DNA catabolic process.